Molecule: messenger RNA, 2746 nt
Organism: Talpa occidentalis (Iberian mole)
Lineage: Eukaryota; Metazoa; Chordata; Mammalia; Eulipotyphla; Talpidae
Gene: SLC6A11
Product: solute carrier family 6 member 11
Exons: 14
Coding region: 60-1952 (630 amino acids)
Biological process (GO): sodium ion transmembrane transport; neurotransmitter transport
Cellular component (GO): plasma membrane
Molecular function (GO): gamma-aminobutyric acid:sodium:chloride symporter activity
Source: RefSeq, a predicted model, not a curated record
CCGGCCCGCCCGGGGCGGCGGCGCAGAGCCGGCGGGCGCACGAGGCAGCCAGCGCGGCCAUGACGGCGGAGAAGGCGCUGCCUCUGGGCAACGGGAAGGCGGCCGAGGAGUCGCGGGAGUCCGAGGCGCGGGGCGACGGCGGCGGGGGCGCGGGGGGCGCGCGCGACCCGCGCGACAAGCGCGACAAGGCGGUCCACGAGCGCGGCCACUGGAACAACAAGGUGGAGUUCGUGCUGAGCGUGGCGGGGGAGAUCAUCGGGCUGGGCAACGUGUGGCGCUUCCCCUACCUGUGCUACAAGAACGGAGGAGGGGCAUUCCUGAUUCCCUACGUGGUCUUUUUUAUUUGCUGUGGAAUUCCUGUUUUUUUCCUGGAAACGGCUCUGGGACAAUUCACCAGUGAAGGUGGCAUUACAUGCUGGAGGAAAGUCUGCCCUUUAUUUGAAGGCAUCGGCUAUGCCACCCAGGUGAUCGAGGCCCAUCUAAAUGUGUACUACAUCAUCAUCCUGGCAUGGGCCAUUUUCUACCUGAGCAACUGCUUUACCACCGAGCUCCCCUGGGCCACCUGUGGACACGAGUGGAACACAGAUAAGUGUGUGGAGUUCCAGAAACUGAAUGUGAGCAACCACAGCCAUGUGGCCCUACAGAACGCCACCUCCCCGGUCAUGGAGUUUUGGGAGCGCCGGGUCCUGGCCAUCUCAGACGGGAUCGAGCACAUCGGGAACCUCCGCGGGGAGCUGGCCUUGUGUCUCCUGGCAGCCUGGACUAUCUGCUACUUCUGCAUCUGGAAGGGGACCAAGUCCACGGGAAAGGUCGUAUACGUCACCGCGACGUUCCCCUAUAUCAUGCUUCUGAUCCUCCUAAUCCGAGGGGUCACAUUGCCAGGGGCCUCCGAAGGAAUCAAGUUCUACCUGUACCCUGACCUCUCCCGGCUCUCUGACCCACAGGUCUGGGUAGAUGCUGGGACACAGAUCUUUUUCUCCUAUGCCAUCUGCCUGGGUUGUCUGACUGCUCUGGGAAGUUAUAACAAUUAUAACAACAACUGCUACAGGGACUGCGUCAUGCUCUGUUGCCUGAACAGCGGCACCAGCUUCGUGGCCGGAUUUGCCAUCUUCUCCGUCCUGGGCUUUAUGGCAUAUGAACAGGGGGUGCCCAUAGCUGAGGUGGCAGAGUCGGGCCCAGGGCUGGCCUUCAUCGCGUACCCCAAGGCUGUCACCAUGAUGCCCCUGUCCCCGCUGUGGGCCACCUUGUUCUUCAUGAUGCUUAUCUUCCUGGGCCUGGACAGCCAGUUUGUGUGCGUGGAGAGCCUUGUGACGGCCGUGGUCGACAUGUACCCCAAGGUCUUCCGGAGGGGCUACCGGCGCGAGCUGCUCAUCCUGGCCCUGUCGGUCGUCUCCUACUUUCUGGGCCUGGUGAUGCUGACAGAGGGUGGCAUGUACAUUUUCCAGCUCUUCGACUCCUAUGCUGCCAGUGGCAUGUGCCUCCUCUUUGUGGCCAUCUUCGAGUGUGUCUGCAUUGGCUGGGUGUACGGAAGCAACCGCUUCUAUGAUAACAUCGAAGACAUGAUUGGCUACCGGCCACUGUCACUCAUUAAGUGGUGCUGGAAGGUCGUCACCCCUGGGAUCUGUGCGGGCAUCUUCAUCUUCUUCCUGGUCAAGUACAAGCCACUCAAGUACAACAAUGUCUACACCUACCCGGCCUGGGGCUAUGGCAUCGGCUGGCUCAUGGCCCUGUCCUCCAUGCUCUGCAUCCCACUCUGGAUCUUCAUCAAGGUGUGGAAGACAGAGGGGACACUGCCCGAGAAGCUCCGGAGGUUGACGAUCCCCAGCGCCGAUCUGAAAAUGCGGGGCAAGCUUGGGACAGGCCCACGGACGGUGAUGGUUAAUGACUGUGACGCCAAACUCAAGGGCGAUGGGUCCAUUGCCACCAUCACAGAGAAGGAGACGCACUUCUGAGCCGGCCGCCGGGGGACCGCCGCCUCCCGUGUGCACAGGACUCCCUGGGACACCCACUUCACCUAACGGUAGCCGCGCGCCGACCCGCACGGGGUUUAUUAACAAGUUAAUUUUACAGUGGCCGUGCCCACCCUGGCUUGAAGUCACAGGCCCCGCCUCGCCCCCCGUUCUCUGGAAGUAACACUACGAGAGAUAAUACUGUACAGUGACUAGCAGCACCCCCUUGUGCUCCCACGCUUUUAACCAGUGUUUUCUAGGGCUUAGGAAGAACUGUAUCAUAUGGCAAACUUUGAUAUUCGGGCUGUGGCGCGGGCGGGGCGGGAGCCAGGCCUGGCCUCCUCGGCAGCCUCGGAGCGCGCCAUUCCGCGUCCCGGGCUUGCCCCCCCCUUGCAGCCUCCCCCCUUCCUCACCCCCCAGGACUGGCUCCUCCAAACCCUCCCUCCACCAGCCCCACCUCCCAGCAGCGGGUUUGCAGACGGCAAGGCUGUGUCGAAGAGAAAGUCCCACCAACUAGGGGCUCCUCCGCCCUCUCCCACUAAGUGACCUUGGGCACCCCCUCUCCGACCCCAGACAGUUUUCCCAUCUCCCAAGUGGGAGGACUGGGUCGGCAGCUCUCGGAGCAGCUCUCCAGGACCCUCUGUCCCUCCACGCCCCCUGGCCUGCAGACCUGCCCUGGGGCUUGGGUUCUCCUGAAAACUCACGCAGUCACCCCUCUGUCCUGUCUCCGCUCCCACCCUCAGCUCCGCCUCUGCAGCCUCGAGGUGCUGGCUGCGGGGGCCGGGGGCUGGCUGCGG